This is a messenger RNA of Lotus japonicus, 1522 nucleotides long. RefSeq names its product F-box/kelch-repeat protein At3g23880-like. Lineage: Eukaryota; Viridiplantae; Streptophyta; Magnoliopsida; Fabales; Fabaceae. The transcript has 2 exons. Gene Ontology annotation, molecular function: protein binding. Bases 568 to 1383 code for a protein of 271 amino acids. The record is from RefSeq and is a predicted model, not a curated record.
AUCCAUAAAAGAAACAAAUAGUAUUUCGGACAGUAGUAAUUGAUAGUAUAUUUGGAUUAACUUAUCUUUACACAUAAUCAAUUCUGUGGUAUAAAAUGUCUAUAGUAAAUUGAUUUUGACUUAAGAAUUGGUAACUACUAAUCGGUUUUGUCCUUAGACCCCUAGAUUUCAUACCCCCAAUUUAGAUGGAAAAUGAUCGAAUGAAAACAUUGGUAACUACUAAUCGGUUUUGUCCUUAAACCCCUAGAUUACCAAAGUUCUAAACCCUCUUUACCAACAUUUUGCUUAUGUUUUUGCAUAAGUUUUGGCAAGUGGUCACCGUAUGAUAUUUUUCUAUAAUAAUAAUGAUAAUAAUAGUUUUACAAAUAAUUUACUUCACAUAUACUCUAGUUUUACACUAAUAUAGGAAUAAAGAAGUUAUAAUUAAAUUUGUUCUUUUUAUUAUCUAAACAAUGGAGUAAAAUAUUUGACUACAUUCCAUCAUAAAAUAUCUUCUUUGAUACAUCGUCAAACUAGCAGGAAAGCAAACAACACUAAAACUGUAACAGUCACUAAACAUGAAAAUGGAUGAAGGAGAGAAAGCUUUCAUUCAUCGGCGACUCCCCUCACGCGCCGCCGCUUCCACCCAUUCCGUUCGACCUCGUGGUGGAAAUCCUCUGCAGACUCCCGGUAAAGUCACUCUUGCAAUUCCGCUGCGUAUGCAAAUCUUGGAAUUCUCUAAUCUCUGAUCCCAAAUUUGCCAAAAAGCACCUCCAUUGUUCACCGGCGAACUUCACCCGCCACCACCUCAUCGCAAGCUACCUCAACGACUCACGCCAGCUCCGUCUCAAGGCUCACCCGCUCCUCUCUGUUUUCGACACCGUGCCCGCCACCGCCGCUCAGCUUGAGUACCCUCUGAAAAAAUAUAAAAUAAAUAUUGAUCAAAUUGUUGGCUCUUGCAAUGGCAUUGUCUGUGUUGCCAACCAUCAAAACUUUACUCUUUUCUGGAACCCUUUUACUCGGAGAUUCAAAAAAUCCCCACCUUUGGAAAAUCCAAAUAUACUUGGUUACACAGUAUAUGGUUUCGGUUAUGAUUAUUUUGCUGACAGUUAUAAAGUAGUUGCAGUUUUCUGCUUUGAAGGUGGUGAAGUUUGGUUUUACCACCGAACACAAGUGAAGGUUCAUACUUUGGGUACAAAUUGUUGGAGGAGGAUUCAAGGGUUGCCUUCUUGUUUCCCUGUUGAAUCAGGAAAAUUUGUAAGUGGCAGGCUUAAUUGGUUGGCAACUGAUAAUGACUGGUGUGCAUAUACUAAGAGUAUUAUUUCUCUGGAUUUGGGGAAUGAGUGUUAUCAAAAGAUUUUGCAGCCUGAUGAUUAUGGGCAUGAUGGUGAAAUGGGGGUUUGACUUUGGGUGUGUUGAGGGAUUGCUUGUGCAUUCUUUCGGUCUUUGUGAUAUUUGGCUUAUGAUGGAGUAUGGAAAUAAAGAGUCUUGGACUAAAUUGUUCAGUGUUCCUAGCCUGGACGAACACCUAUUCGCCAAUCCA